Saccharomycopsis crataegensis is the source of this 1314-nucleotide messenger RNA. RefSeq lists its product as uncharacterized. NCBI's taxonomy places the organism in Eukaryota, Fungi, Ascomycota, Saccharomycetes, Ascoideales, Saccharomycopsidaceae. Gene Ontology annotation, molecular function: hydrolase activity. The transcript has a single exon. Bases 1 to 1314 code for a protein of 437 amino acids. The record is from RefSeq and is a predicted model, not a curated record.
AUGCUCUUCGAAAAACUCUCAUGCCUAUUAGUGUUUGGCAGCAGUGUUUCUGCUUUCGUAUUGAACCGUCCCGCUUAUCAGUCCGUGUUGGAUGAUCAUCAGCUUAUCAAACAUUCCGCCAAUACCGACUUUGAUACUCUCUUUGAAACAAAAUUUCCGGAAUUCUACCUGAAAUACCACCUCAAUCACAACUUAUCAUCUAUCUUUAACCUUCACAAAACCCUUGUGGAUAUCCCAUCGUUAUCAACACACGAGCAAGCAGUAACUCACUAUGUUGUUCGGUUCCUCCAGAAACGUGGCUUGACAGUCGAGACACUGAAAUUACCAAACUCCACAAGAGAAAACAUUUAUGCGUACUACAAUGAUGGUGUCUAUGGAAACAACAGUCACAGAAAAAUAUUAUUGACUUCGCAUCUUGAUACUGUCCCACCUUACUUGGGCUACAACCUUGAUGAGCUGACUGGAGUAAUCACCGGCAGAGGUGCUAACGAUGCCAAGGCUUCCCUUGUGGUACAGAUUUACAGUGUUUUAGAACUUAUUGAAGAAGGGAAAUUGGAUCCUUUGGAAUUUGCUUUCUUGUUCGUGGUUGGGGAGGAAAUUGAUGGUGAUGGUAUGAAACAUGCAAUGGAAACUUUUAAGCUCGACAAUGGUGAGCUUAAGUAUUCUUGGGACGUAGCGAUUUUUGGAGAACCAACGGAAAACAAGUUAGGUAAGGGCCAUAAGGGUAACUAUAUGUUUGAUCUUGCGAUCAAUGGUAAACCUGCUCAUUCAGGCUAUCCGCAAUUGGGAGUUUCAGCUAACGAGAUUCUUGUGUCUGUCUUGAAUCAGCUAAUGGUCAACUCCCAUAAAUAUCCAUCAAGUGAUAUACUCGGCGAAACUACUUUUAAUAUUGGAACAAUGCAAGGUGGUAUUGCUUUAAAUGUUAUCCCAGCUGAUGCACAUGCCAGACUUUUUUUCAGAGUGGCCAACGAUUUAAAUAAAUUACAUUGGAUAGUCACAGAAAUCAUUGAUAAUGCUAAUGCCAACUGGGCCAUGAGAUAUCCUGGUUUUACAAGCCCGUUUAUUGAAGUCCAUAACUUAUCCUCGAAAGAGCCUCAAUUCUUGGAUUACGAAGUCCCUGGUUUUGAAUCUAUUGUUUUAGCUUUUGCUACUGAUAUUCCUGAUUUCACAAUUCCAGUGAAAAGAAGAUACUUGUAUGGACCAGGCUCAAUUUUUUCUGCCCAUAGUGAUCACGAGUUUGUUACAAUUGAUGAAUUAAUCGAAUGUUUAGAAGGUUAUAAAAAAUUGGUGGUGUUCAAUUUGGAAAACUUGUAA